This is a messenger RNA of Arabidopsis thaliana (thale cress), 2126 nucleotides long. RefSeq lists its product as hypothetical. The record is from RefSeq and is marked reviewed. Bases 305 to 2011 code for a protein of 568 amino acids. Lineage: Eukaryota; Viridiplantae; Streptophyta; Magnoliopsida; Brassicales; Brassicaceae. Gene Ontology annotation, cellular component: plasma membrane; cytoplasm. The transcript has a single exon.
GUUUUUAUUAUAUUAAAAUUGUCAGACUCAAUAUUUAACCUUCUUUCUUAAAAACAAAAAAUAGCGCAGAUUUAAUCUGACACCUGCAAAAUAUUUCAUUAAAUAUUUUAAAUUUCUUUAAAUAAUAAAUAACUGUUUGUUAUUUCUCUUCAUCUCCUUUCUCUUUCAAUGUCCGUUGGUAAAAGACGAAAGUUUCAGACAUAACAUCUCUUCCCAUCUCUCUCCCCUCUAAGCAAUUAAGCAGACAAGACACUGAUGAUAUGAGACGAAGAGAAAGAAGUCUUAUCACUCAUCCUUUCCUCUUAUGAAUCUCUCCGCCGACCAAGCUCCCGUCACCGCCGUCGACGAACUAGCUCCGCCUUCUCAACCGCAUCGCUUAUCUACAUCAUGUGAUCUCCACCCAGAAGAGCGUUUCUCCGGUUUCUGUCCUUCUUGUCUUUGCGACCGCCUCUCCGUCUUAGAUCACAACGCCGCUCCGCCACCGUCUUCUUCUUCCCGGAAACCUCCCUCUAUCUCCGCUGUUUCGUUAAAAGCUCUCUUCAAGCCCUCCUCUAGUGGUACCAACAACUCCAACGGAAACGGUCGGGUCAGACCCGGUUUCUUCCCGGAGCUCCGACGUACAAAGUCCUUUUCCGCAAAGAACAACGAAGGAUUUUCCGGUGGGUUUGAGCCACAGCGUCGGUCUUGUGACGUCAGACUUCGUGACGACGAAAGAAACCUUCCCAUCAAUGAAGCUGCCUCCGUCGAUAAAAUCGAGGAGGAGGCUAGGGAGUCUAGCGUGAGUGAGAUAGUUUUAGAGGUGACUGAAGAAGCUGAAAUUGAGGAGGAUGAAGAAAACGGUGAGAAAGAUCCCGGCGAGAUAGUUGAGGAAAAAAGCAGCGAAAUUGGUGAGGAAGAAGAGGAAUUGAAGCCAAUGAAGGAUUACAUGGAUCUCUACUCACAAACAAAGAAACCGUCGGUGAAAGAUUUCGCCGGGAGUUUCUUUUCGGCGGCCUCUGUUUUCAGCAAGAAGCUUCAGAAAUGGAAGCAGAAGCAGAAGGUGAAGAAGCCGAGAAACGGUGUCGGCGGAGGACGGCCACAGUCUGAAAUCGGAGUAGGCCGGAGAUCAAGCGACACCGACCCGAGAUUCUCUCUUGACGCCGGGAGAUUCUCCGUCGAUAUAGGUCGGAUUUCAAUGGACGAUUCUCGCUACUCAUUAGAUGAGCCAAGAGCGUCGUGGGAUGGACACUUAAUCGGCAGGACAACGGCGGCUAGGGUUCCUCUGCCGCCAUCGAUGUUAUCAGUUGUGGAAAAUGCUCCGUUGAAUCGAUCAGACAUGCAGAUUCCAUCGUCUCCGUCAAUUAAACCGAUUAGCGGUGACUCCGACCCGAUUAUCAUAAUCCCAGGCGGAUCCAAUCAAACUCGAGACUACUACACUGGACCUCCGUCGUCACGGAGACGGAAGAGCCUCGACAGAUCCAAUUCUAUUAGAAAAAUUGUAACGGAGCUAGAGGAUGUCAAAUCGGUAUCAAAUUCGACAACAACAAUAGACUCAAAUUCCAUGGAAACAGCGGAGAACAAAGGGAAUCAAAACGGCGAUAAGAAAUCGAGACGGUGGGGAAAAUGGAGCAUUUUAGGGUUUAUAUACAGAAAAGGUAAGGACGAUGAAGAAGAAGAUAGGUACAGCAGAUCCAACAGCGCCGGAAUGGUUGAGAGGUCUUUAUCGGAAUCAUGGCCGGAGAUGAGGAAUGGAGAAGGAGGAGGACCGAAGAUGAGGAGGAGUAACAGCAAUGUGAGCUGGCGAAGCUCCGGUGGAGGAUCGGCGAGGAAUAAGAGUUCGAGGUAUUCGUCCAAAGAUGGAGAGAACGGAAUGUUGAGGUUUUAUUUGACUCCGAUGAGGAGAAGCUGGAAGACCAGCGGUGGUAGUGGUGGAGGCGGAGGCGGUGGUGGUGGUGGUGGGUGGGAGAAGACGGCGGCUAAGGCGAAUAGUCACGGCCACUCUAUAGCGAGGAGGGUUAUGAGGCUGUAUUGACCAAAGUGUCCCUCUUCAUUUUAAUUAUUGGGAGCAAUGUGAGGUUUUGGUUUGGGGUUCUCUAAUUAUCUUUGUGAAUAAAUUGGAUAUCUACUUAACCGGAGUUAAUCGGACC